CUGACAAGACGACAACGAGCUGCCAGCCACCCCUCGAACCAGCUCCAUUGGACCUUGUCUUGUCGACAGCCAUUCUCCUUGCCCUAUUUCUCGUCGGCUGAUUCAAGCAAGACAUCUCGCUAUGUCUCCUACGGCAACCCGCGCCGUGCUCCGGCAGUCGCAGUUUCUGAUCCGCAGAACCGCCGUCAGACACAACUCGAGCAAUGCAGCAAACAAGGCCAAGGAAACAGUCAGCCAGGCCACUUCCAAGGCCUCAGAAGGCCUGUCCAAGGUCUCUUCGAGCGCUGGACCAGCAAUUGCCGGUGCUGCCCAAAACGUUGGCAAUGCCCUUCGCAAGGUCGGCGGUCCUACUGCCAAGGCUGUCGGUUUCGUUGAGCGCUUAAUACCUCCCACCGUCUACUACACUCGCGUUGGCUUUGAGCUAGCCCAGCUUGUCUUCCGCGGCCAAAACAUGUACCCUCCAAGUGUCGCCACCAUCCAGUCCUAUUUCCAACCUUUGAUCAACGCCGUCCGCAACCCCGCGACUAUUAAGAACAUCAGCUUCAACCCCCAGAAUCUCGUCACGCGGGUACGAAGCUUCAGUGUUAAGGAAUGGGCCUUCGUCGGUGUCACCACCGCCGAAGUUAUCGGCUUCUUCGCCGUUGGCGAGAUCCUUGGCCGCCGUCAAAUUGUUGGAUACCAGGGAGAGCCCCAACAUGAGCAUCACUAAAUAGACUUCUUUUGUUAUUUUUUUAUUUUCCAUUUAUAUUCAGCAUUUUCUUCUAACCUGUAGCCACCGAUUUCCUUUGUUUCCCGCGUCCCUUAUGGCAGCGAUUUGUACUAUUGUAUGAUAGACGAUGGAAUAUUAGCUGCAUUUCCUGAGACAUUUGCGAAAGACACUGGCAAAAGCCGUGUUCGAACGCUGCAGGGUGAGGCAAAGAAAUAGAAAUAUUUUGCAAUUGUGCUGGCAAAAUAUAUUCAGUCAGAACUCUGUAAAAGGACGAUGAUAGUGGCUAAAUACUAAUCAAAUUCUACUUCUCAUACAUAUCAGAA
This is a messenger RNA of Talaromyces proteolyticus, 1032 nucleotides long. Its product is annotated as putative mitochondrial F1F0-ATP synthase g subunit. Gene Ontology annotation, molecular function: proton transmembrane transporter activity. NCBI's taxonomy places the organism in Eukaryota, Fungi, Ascomycota, Eurotiomycetes, Eurotiales, Trichocomaceae. Gene Ontology annotation, biological process: proton motive force-driven ATP synthesis. The record is from RefSeq and is a predicted model, not a curated record. The transcript is spliced from 3 exons. The coding region runs from base 122 to 709 and encodes 195 amino acids.